CCACCUGACCGGGCUUUUUUUUCCUUCUUGAUGAAGGAUGGCCUGGUCCUUGCCCUGACAUUUAUCGCUCUUGAAACGGGUCAUUUUAGGAACUGGCACUGGGCCUGGACAAGUGAAGCAGAGGCCUUCCUGAGGCUUUCCUUGGCCGAAGUCUCCUUCCCUCCUCUUCUUUGAUAUUUAUGCAGCAGGGUAGGCAGGUGUCUGGGAGGCAAGGGCAUUUAAACGCUGAGCACUUCCCAACCAGCUACUUUAAAUGAACAGCUGGGCCAGCCUGACCUUAACGCGGGAAGGAGUGUCCGCUGUAUCCAGCUGGCUCCGACCACGGUACUAACACCCAAUCUUGUGGAGAGGACGUAGUCUUGUGGACAGUCUGGAGGCCCACUCACCUGGCCUCGGCCACAGAAAUCCGCCUGCUGCACUGCGCUCGCGCCUGCCGCGGUUCUGGGACAGACCAGCCACCCCCAUUCUCAGCAGGCGGUGUGGCCACAGUGCUGUCCCUGCUGUCCUCGCUGCCGCGGGUCCGUACCGAGCGCCAUGGCCCAGCCGCCGCCCGAUGUCAGCGAGGACGACUGCCUCCCGGAGUACCGCUACCUCUUUUGCCCGGACCUGCUCCGGGACAAAGUCGCCUUCAUCACAGGCGGUGGCUCUGGGAUUGGAUUCCGGAUUGCUGAGAUUUUUAUGAGGCACGGCUGCCACACGGUCAUUGCCAGCAGAAGUUUUCCGAGAGUAUCAAUGGCUGCCAGAAAGCUGGCUGCAGCCACUGGCCAGCGAUGCCUCCCUUUGUCUAUGGAUGUCCGAGAUCCCCCAGCCAUUGUGGCUGCCGUGGACCAGGCACUGAAGGAGUUUGGAAAAAUCGACAUUCUCAUAAACUGUGCAGCCGGAAACUUCCUGUGCCCAGCCAGCUCAUUGUCCUUCAAUGCCUUCAAGACUGUGAUGGACAUCGAUACCUUGGGCACAUUUAAUGUGUCUCACGUGAUCUACAAGAAGUUCUUCCGGGACCAUGGAGGAGUAAUCGUGAACAUCACCGCAACCCUGGGUACCCGGGGGCAGGUGCUCCAAGUGCACGCAGGCUCUGCCAAGGCGGCCGUGGAUGCAAUGACGCGGCACUUGGCUGUGGAGUGGGGUCCGCAGAACAUUCGAGUCAACAGCCUUGCCCCCGGCCCUAUCAGUGGCACGGAGGGGAUGCGGCGGCUAGGUGGUCCCCACGCCAGCAAGAUCCUGGCCAGCCCCCUGCAGAGGCUGGGGAACAAGACGGAGAUCGCCCACAGUGUACUCUACCUGGCCAGCCCUUUGGCAUCCUACGUGACAGGGGCCUUGCUGGUGGUUGAUGGCGGGGCGUGGCUGACGUUCCCUAAUGACUUGAAGCUGCUGGCGGAUUUUGCAUCCUUCUCUGCUAAGCUCUAGGAGCUGGACAGCUGAAGCGAAGAAGGCAGCUGAAGGGGAGGCUGGUUCACAACCCACUCUUGGAUUCCUGGGACCUGCCUCUCACGCAGCUGAGAACUCCAAACCAACCACCCCAGCAGAGCAGCUGAAGCAGAGACUAACCCCUCCUCUGAGGGCCAUUCUGUGUUCCCAUCCCCUUCCCAUGGCCCAUCUCCUGUGCAUGGGCAGGAGUGACCAGGCAGUGAGCCCAGCCUGCUGACCUGCCCGCACCACACAGAUAUCUGUCAAGGGGUGAUUGGCAUUCCAGAGCUCCCUCAAGAGUGGAGAUGCAGACCAGUUGCUGGGGUACACCCCUCCCCCCUGACCUAGGGUUAGGGGCUAUCCUGCCCCGCCUAGUCCCAGCCUGGGCUGGCCGCCUCCAGCCUGUUUCCUGUCCCAUCUGAGGGGGUGUGUAUGUGAAGGGAUAACCCAGGAGUUCACAGGUCAGUCACACUGUGAAGCCAAGUUUGGAGCAGGCUUCUGGGAUGACCGCCCCCACCAUCCUUCCUGGAGACAGUUGGAUGCCUCAAGGUUCAAGCCCCUCAGAACUGUAGGUCGGCCCUCUGGUUAGGCACACACAGUUCUAUCCUUCCUUGUUGGUACACCAAUUUGUAUAAGCACAGAUCCUAGAGCUUUGCCAGAAAAUACAUUUCCUUAAAGAAUAAUAUUUUUUAUUGUAAAACAUCUAUUCAUUGGAUUUUGCAAAAUUUUUUAGAAGGAAAAGGAAGAUACUUGAAAAGAAUCACUGUGAUCCAGUCAUUUAAUGUUUCCUUCCUAUCUUUUUCCUGUGAAGAGUUUAGAAAAUGCUUCCUAUCUAAUGCUUGAACACCCUGCAAGGUCCCCCUUUGCUCUUGGUCGGUUCCUACUGCCAUUAGGGGGCUGAGUGUGAGCUCUGUGCCCCAGAGGACCAUGCUCACUUGUCCCUUGUUCAAGUCCCUUCAUUCUAUGAAAGGAGACCACCUCUCCUCAACAUGUGCAAGGGAGUGGCAGGGAAACCCCAUGGCCAUCCCAGCUGGGAGGCCACCUGGCAGAGGGAGCACCUUUUGCUAUUUAAAGGUGCUCCCUGUUGUCAGGGAGACCAAAAUGUGGUGCAUCAAGUUCACC
Molecule: messenger RNA, 2526 nt
Organism: Myotis brandtii (Brandt's bat)
Lineage: Eukaryota; Metazoa; Chordata; Mammalia; Chiroptera; Vespertilionidae
Gene: DECR2
Product: 2,4-dienoyl CoA reductase 2, peroxisomal
Exons: 10
Coding region: 535-1404 (289 amino acids)
Biological process (GO): fatty acid catabolic process
Molecular function (GO): 2,4-dienoyl-CoA reductase (NADPH) activity
Source: RefSeq, a predicted model, not a curated record